This is a messenger RNA of Gopherus flavomarginatus (Mexican gopher tortoise), 7183 nucleotides long. It is a transcript of the gene SIPA1L3, whose product is annotated as signal induced proliferation associated 1 like 3. Gene Ontology annotation, molecular function: GTPase activator activity; protein binding. The record is from RefSeq and is a predicted model, not a curated record. Gene Ontology annotation, biological process: regulation of small GTPase mediated signal transduction; establishment of epithelial cell polarity; activation of GTPase activity. The transcript is spliced from 28 exons. Gene Ontology annotation, cellular component: Golgi apparatus; cytoplasm; plasma membrane. Lineage: Eukaryota; Metazoa; Chordata; Testudines; Testudinidae. Bases 426 to 5603 code for a protein of 1725 amino acids.
AAGCUUGCCGCAGCUCAUCUUCUCCUCAGAUAGCCUGAGUUUCAGAGAUCACGCUCCUGAGGCCGGUGGGAACGACAUGCUACAGCAAGCCAUAUACUGAGGUCUGGAAAAUGGUCGUGCACCCACCUGGCCUGCGGCUGGAACUGUCGUCCCUGGAGCAGCACCAGCUGGGAGCGAGGGCUGAGCAGUGACUUCCCCUCAGACCACGUCCAAUCUGUGGCCUCCUGGUAAAAGGCUGCAGGCUCCCGAGGGGCGAGGAUGGCAGCAUGGGACGAGCAGGCAGACAGUUGUAACGCUGGCUCUGGCAAGCCCGGGCCUUUCCACUCUGCCCCAGCUGCACCCAGCAAUGGCUGAGGGGCCCACGGCGCUCCAGAGAUGAGUGGACCUUUCCCCCUAGAAGUAGGGUUUAGUGCUGACUUUGGACUAUGACAUCCUAUCGACCUAUUCCACAUGCAAGUGUAGAUGUUGGCGGACCGGCGCUGAAGGGGGGUGAUGGUCUGGCUGGCACGCGGGGCGAUUACUUCUCGCCAGGGUUCUGGGCACAGAAUGGCAGCAGCUCACAGCCAGCUGGGGACGGUCUGCCCGGGCCACGGCCCACCACCACCACGCCUGCCAUGCCAAAGAUGGGCGUGCGCGCCAGGAUUGCCGACUGGCCCCCAAAGAGAGACGCACUGAAAGAUCUGGCCACUCCAAGCCCCUCGAGGGACAUGGAAGCAUCGACAGGCAGCAGCAGGACUUUUCUUUCACCCAAGGGCUUUCAGAAUGGGCAGCAGCCGCCUCCCACCAGCCUGGGCCCCUCGGGGCUCAGGGGCCUGCACCGGCUCUCCAGGAGGAGAUCCAAGGACGUGGAGUUCCAGGAGGGUUGGCCUCGAUCGCCUGGCAGGGCCUUCAUCCCGCUGCGCAACAGGAGUAACAGCGAGAUCACCCUCAGCGAGUGUGACUUGGAAGAGACCCUGGAGCCCCGUGGGGCCAAGCUGGGGAGCGGCCUGCCCCUCUUCCGCGAGUACGGCAGCACCUCCUCCAUAGACGUGCAGGGCAUCUCGGAGCAGAGCUUGUUCGACAUGCUCCGCGAGCUCCGCGCCGAGAAGCCGUCCCAGCGCCGCCUGCCGGCCGAGAAGCCGAGCAACCUGUGGGCCGACGCCAGCACGGCCUCCAGCCUGCACGUGGCUGGCAGCGCCAAGGCGGACAUGAGGAAUGGCCUGGGGCUCCCCCCUGAGGGCUCCCCCACUCCCCCGAAGGAGAAGCCCCGCAAGAAGGGCCCCAAGGGGGAGGCAGGAGGCGACUCCAUCUUCAGGAAGCUGCGGAGCAGCCGGAGCGAUGGGGAGCCCGGGAGGGCCUUGCUGGAGCAGGAGGAGGGUGGCAAGGCCUGGGUCUGCCAGAAGACCUUCGCGCACUACGACGUGCAGAGCCUGCUCUUCGACCUCAACCAGGUGGUAGCCAACCGGGUGGUGGUGGCGCAGCGGAGAAACACCACGACGGGCGCCUCGGCCGCCUCUGCCGUCUCGGCUGCCCUCUCCCGGGCGUACGGGCUGGGCGGCCUGGACCCGGCCUUCGCCAGCACCGAAGACCUCAACUACAAGGAGAACCUGGAGCACGACCUUGGGGACAACAACAGCAAUGACCUGCUGCUCAGCUGCCCCCACUUCCGCAACGAGGUGGGUGGUAUGUGCGAGCGCAACGUCAGCUUCUCCAAGGCGUUGGCCGGCUCCCCCAGUGGGGCCGCAGGCGAGGGAGGCUUCCUGGAGCCCUCCCUCAACACCUACUGCACCAACGCCAGCAUCUCCGUGCUGGAGGUCCCCAGGGAGCUGCAGAGGAGCCCCAGCCGGCUAACGCGCUACAGCGUGGAGCACGUCGACCUGGGGGCCCGCUACUACCGGCUGUAUUUCCACGGCAAAGAGCAUUCCAACUACUUUGGAGUGGAUGAGAAGCUGGGACCAGUGGCUGUGAGCAUCAGGAGAGAGAAGCUGGAGGAUCAUAAAGAGUACGGGCCCCAGUAUCAGUACAGGAUUAUCUUCCGGACCAGCGAGCUCGUGACCCUGCGAGGCUCCAUCCUGGAGGACGCGAUUCCCACCACCACCAAGCACGGGACGGUGCGUGGCCUCCCCCUGAAGGACGUGCUGGAGUAUGUGAUCCCCGAGCUGAACAUCCACUGUCUGCGGCUUGCCAUGAACACGCCGAAAAUCACGGAGCAGCUCCUGAAACUUGACGAGCAAGGGCUCUGCAGGAAGCACAAGGUGGGGAUCCUGUACUGCAAAGCAGGCCAGAGCUCCGAGGAGGAGAUGUACAAUAACGAGGAGGCGGGGCCAGCCUUCGAAGAGUUCCUCUCCCUCAUUGGGGAGAAGGUCUGUCUGAAAGCCUUCAGCAAGUACGCUGCCCAGCUGGACACCAAGACUGACUCCACCGGCACCCACUCUCUGUAUACCACCUAUCAGGACUACGAGAUCAUGUUCCACGUCUCCACGAUGCUCCCCUACACGCUCAACAACCGGCAGCAGCUACUAAGGAAGCGGCACAUAGGAAACGACAUAGUCACAAUCAUCUUCCAGGAGCCUGGAGCAUUGCCUUUCACCCCCCAGAAUAUCCGCUCUCACUUCCAGCAUGUCUUUAUUAUUGUCAGAGUCCACGGCCCUUGCACUGAUAACGUUUGCUAUAGCAUGGCUGUGACCAGAUCCAAAGAUGCUCCACCCUUCGGCCCCGCCAUCCCCAGCGGCGGCGUCACCUUCCGCAAGUCUGACAUCUUUAGAGACUUCUUACUGGCCAAGGUGAUCAAUGCCGAGAACGCCGCGCACAAGUCUGACAAGUUCCACACCAUGGCGACACGCACCAGGCAGGAGUACCUGAAGGACCUGGCGGAGAACUGCGUCACUAACACGCCCAUCGACUCCACGGGGAAAUUCAACCUGAUCUCCCUGACUUCCAAGAAGAAGGAGAAGAUGAAGGCGCGGGUGGGGGCGGAGCAGCACAGCAGCGGGGCCAUCGCCUGGCGCGUCUCAGCCCAGGACUUUGCCCAGGGGGUGGAGAUUGAGUGCAUCUUGGCCAUCUCCAGCGAGUUCAUCGUCCUGCUGGACCUCGGCACCAAGGAGGUGGUGUUCAACUGCUUCUGUGGGGAUGUGAUUGGUUGGACUCCCGACCCCAGCACCCUUCGGAUCUUCUACGGCAGAGGGGACCACGUCUCCAUCCAGGCCGCAGACAGCAGCCCCGAGGACAUCAAGGAGAUCGUGCAGCGACUCAAGGUCGUGACCUCAGGCUGUGAGACGGUUGACAUGACCCUGCGGAGAAACGGGCUGGGCCAGCUCGGUUUCCACGUGAAGUAUGACGGGACGGUGGCCGAGGUGGAGGACUACGGCUUUGCGUGGCAGGCGGGGCUCCGGCAGGGCAGCCGGCUGGUGGAGAUCUGUAAAGUCGCCGUGGUGACGCUGUCCCAUGACCAGAUGAUCGACCUGUUGCGGACCUCGGUCACGGUGAAAGUGGUCAUCAUCCCGCCCCAUGAGGACGGUGUCCCUCGCAGGGGAUGGGCCGAGUCCUUCGAAAUGAGCAGCGUGGAGCACAAGGCAGAGCUGGAGAGAGUUCCCACGGGGCACCGCCCGCCGUACCGCAGCAACUCGGCAUGGCAAUGGAGUGGGCCUGCCUCCCACAACUCCUCGCAGGCAGCCAAGUGGACAGAGCCCCCACCCCUCAGCCAUGCCCAGUCUCUCACGAGGCCCCACAAACAGACCUCCGUCGUCCCGUACCGCGAGCCGCAGCCCCUGCACAGCAAGAGGCCAGUUAGCUUCCCUGAGACGCCGCACACCGCCGCCUCCUCUCCAGCGGGGACAGAGAGGGGCCAGCCAUAUCGGCAGCUGUCGGGCAGCUUCUCGACUCCAGGUUCUGGAGGAAUGGCUUACACCCGCUAUAAGCCGUCCCCAGAAAGAUACGCAACCUCUCAGCGGCCCGUGCUGCCGUUCGAACAGCAUUACAGCCCCGAAGUGACCUCGAGCGGCGAUUCCUCGUCCGGGGGGCUCCCCAGUCAGGAGAGCACCAUGGAGAGACACAAGCCGGAGCCCCUGUGGCACGUGCCAGUGCAGUCCAGGCUCCCUGCUGCGACGGGGAGCAGCACAAGCAAGCGGCCCAGCAGACAGGAGCUGGCAGGAAAGGAUUCUCCCAACCGGCCUUCCAGAGGUGAGGCUCCGUACUCCAGCCACUCCAGCAGCAACACGCUGUCCAGCAGCGCCUCCAGCCGGCACAGUGACGAACGCUGGUCUGAUACGCUGGACCCCGCCGAGGGCGAGCCAGACUCGGUCUGCAAGGGGGGCUCCAGCGACAGUGGCAUUGACACCGCGCUCUACACCAAGCCCUCCCGCCUGGGGCCGCCCCAAGCCCUGCUGGCCUCUGCCCACUACGAGAGCGGGGGCAAGAGGAGGGAACCUUCGCCCACCGUCAGCGCGGGCAGCCAGAGCCGAGGCUACCGGCCCAAGAUGUACACAACAGGAGCCAGCGCGGCCGGGCCUGCCGCAGCCCCCAGCCAUGGCAGUGAGGUCUUCAAGCAGCCAAGUAAUUUCAGUUUGCGACAAGGCCGCCCUGCUCAGGGUUACAAAACGCCCGUGGCUGAGACUCCCAGGCCCCCACACAUGUCCCAGUCCAGCUCCUUCCAGCUGUCUGCCUCUGUCCCCAAAUCCUUCUUUUCCAAACAGCCCACCAGGAACAAGCCUGCGUCGGGGUGGAAGAGAGCCGAGGAGACCCCCACGAGGCCUGUGGCCUUCACGGACCCAAAGAAGCAAAUCGACAUGAACACCAAGAAUGUCUUUGGGCAGCCCAGGCUGCGGGCGUCGCUCCGGGACCUGCGCUCCCCGCGCAAGAACUACAAGUCCACCAUUGAGGACGACCUGAAGAAGCUCAUCAUUAUGGAUGGCUUGGGCCCGGAGCCAGAGAGAGCCAUGUCUCCGCAGAAGCCUCUCCAGCGGACGUUAUCAGACGAGAGCCUAUGUAGCGGGAGGAGAGACACCAGCUAUGCCAGCGCCACCUGCUUCGAACAGUCCCUGCCCAGCGAUGUCCUCUUCACCAGCACCUACCCAUCUAACACGCUGCCCACCCGGCGGCAGCACCCGCAGCCGGGCAAUGGGGCCCUCUCUGAGAAGAAAUCCACCAUCUCUGCCUCGGAGCUGUCACUGAGCGACGUGCGGGACCAGCCCACGAGACGCCUCGACCCGGGGCUGAUGCCCCUGCCCGACACGGCAGCUGGCCUGGAAUGGUCCAGCCUAGUCAAUGCUGCAAAGGCCUAUGAAGUGCAGAGAGCCGUCUCCCUCUUCUCCCUCAACGACUCAGCGCUGAGCCCCGAGGCCCCCCCCGCGCCCAGCCUGGAGAGACAGCCCACGCCCCGCACCACGCCCACCAUGAGCGAGGAGCUGCCCCUGGACCUGACGGGGAAGGUGUGUCAGCUAGAGGCCAUGCUGAAGCAGCUACACAGCGACCUGCAGAAAGAGAAGCAGGACAAGGUGGUGCUGCAGGCGGAGGUGGCCAGUCUGCGCCAGAACAACCAGCGGCUGCAGGAGGAAUCGCAGACGGCCAAUGAGCAGCUGCGCAAGUUCGCCGAGAUCUUCUCCAGCCCUGGGGAUAAGGAUCUGUGAGCUCCCCUCUUGGGUGUCAGGUGCCACGCUCACCCAGCGCUGUACCGAGAUCUCCCGCCCCGUGGAUAAGGAGCUGUGAGCUCCCCUCUCGGGUGCCAGGUGCCACGCUCACCCAGCGCUGUACCGAGAUCUCCAGCCCCGUGGAUAAGGAGCUGUGAGCUCCCCUUUCGGGCGCCAGGUGCCACGCUCACCCAGCGCUGUACCGAGAUCUCCUGCCCCGUGGAUAAGGAGCUGUGAGCUCCCCUCUUGGGUGCCAGGUGCCACGCUCACCCAGCGCUGUACCGAGAUCUCCUGCCCCGUGGAUAAGGAGCUGUGAGCUCCCCUCUUGGGUGCCAGGUGCCACGCUCACCCAGUGCUGUACCGAGAUCUCCAGCCCCGUGGAUAAGGAGCUGUGAGCUCCCCUCUCGGGUGCCAGGUGCCACGCACACCCAGCGCUGUACCGAGAUCUCCAGCCCCAUGGAUAAGGAGCUGUGAGCUCCCCUCUUGGGUGCCGGGUGCCACGCUCACCCAGCGCUGUACCGAGAUCUCCAGCCCCAUGGAUAAGGAGCUGUGAGCUCCCCUUUCGGGCGCCAGGUGCCACGCUCACCCAGCGCUGUACCGAGAUCUCCAGCCCCGUGGAUAAGGAGCUGUGAGCUCCCCUCUUGGGUGCCAGGUGCCACGCUCACCCAGUGCUGUACCGAGAUCUCCAGCCCCGUGGAUAAGGAGCUGUGAGCCCCCCUUUCGGGCGCCAGGUGCCAUGCACACCCAGCGCUGUACCGAGAUCUCCAGCCCCGUGGAUAAGGAGCUGUGAGCUCCCCUCUCGGGCGCCGGGUGCCACGUACACCCAGCACUGUACCCCCAGGCUGCUGGCUGGGUGAGGGCAGCAGCAGAGCCCUGGGACGCGCAGUUGGCUGGGGCAACUUGCAGGGCACUGGGGAAGCUGCUGAUGUGCUGGGAGGGGUCUGUCCUUGGAAGGUGCAUCGCCGGCCCUUCCGCACCUGCACCAUGUCCCUGGCAGUGUGGGGCGAAACAUGGGAUUUAUGGAUCCGUAUCUCUCCACACGGUGCCAGGGAUCCGUGUCUGUUCUCUGCCUUGCCACCAGGAUGUUCUUGGGGCACCAAUGCCAGACGUGGGAGCCUGUUAAACCUGAUGCAAAGGGCGCUGCUGGGCCACUGGCUGGGACAGGGACUCCUUAUCCUGCAUCUCCCAGGACGACUCACUCCUGGGGGCGAACCUUGACUAAUCCAGGAGCUAUCCCUGUGGAGUGACUUGAUUCCAGCCUUGGGCACUGAGCAGCCCUUCUGCACCACGUGCUCACGGCCAGUUCCCAGGAGAGUCUGCCACGGACACAGCAAUACGGAGCUGGGCAGGGUCACUGACCACGGUUCUGUUCAGAACUUGCGGUGGUUUUUCUGGUGUACAAUAAUUAUAAUGGGGCUGUACCUGUACCUGAGAGAAUUUAAAAAUUGCCCCCGACUCUGGAGAGCACUUCCUCAAAGCUAAAUUAUUUUCUAGCGAAUCCAAUGCAGAGAGCGGCUCAGGAAGUGCACAUUGAUUGCACUGGAAAUGUUCUUUAUAAAACACUAUAUUUGUAUAAAUGA